GGGAACGUAGGGAAAUGUAGGGGAAAAUUACACAUUGACUUGUAGGGAAAAGUAGGGGAUUUUAGUACUAGCCUUAGGUGAAAAUAGGCUAUUGAGAGUGGCAGCUCUGGGCGAGAUAUUCUUUAAUGAAAUAUACAAGUCUUCGAAACAAAUGAAUAGCCAAAAGACUUCUCAAUCGAUAUUAUUUAUGUGUAGAGCGAAGUUUGACACGAAUCAGCUAAAAUCUAUGAAGAUCCCGGCUAUGUUUUCUAAGAUAUACCGAUAUUUCUGGAGAUUUUCAACUACAGGCAAAGCUCUGCAUCCAAGCUGCAUCUAGGCGUCUCCAUGCAAGUGGUGAUUCACACGAAAUUUCCUUUCUCUCGUCUUGAACAAUAUGGCUAUUGUUAUAAUUAAUAUUUAGUUUAAAUAUGCUCUUAUAGAUCUGACUUAGUUCAAUAUAUUAAAUAAACACAAAUAUAAAACCUCGCGUAACCUGUUUACGCUGUACAGGAAUAUACGGUUCGCUUGUUUCGCCGGACACCAACACUUGCCGUUCAGGAGCAAUGCUUGCCUACAAAUUUUAUCCCCUUCACAAUUUUUGUUUUAUUUUGUCGUAUAGUCGCAAUUUUCAAGUAUUCGGCGUAUUCUGAAACUGAAAAACUGGGUGGCGUGCGAAUCUUGUAGACUACAUCGGCCUAGGCGUAGAGCUAUUAAGUAAACAGGGCCUAAAUUAAUUUAGUAGUUUCAUUUAAUUGUUUGUCUUGCUUUUAUUUGUCAGUACAGAAUAUUGUAAAUUAAAAUAUUACUACAAUGCAAUACGCGUAGUAUUUCAUCAGACAUCUGCACUAAUAAAUACUGUACAAGGAAAACUUAAAUAAUAGUAGACAUUUCUUGUUUUGUCAGGAAACAUCACAGCUCACUUCGACACGGCUUUUGAGUUUUGUAACCGGCCGAGGCGAAAGUAAAUCGUGCAGUCGGGAAAACGUCUUACUUUCAAAGAUUAUUUUGCAAAUCAUACUCGUACACACAAGAAUCAUAAAAAUACAAAUGUUGAAUUGUAUUGUAAUUUGUUAUUGUCAACCGUCAAGUUCAGUUAUUUUUAGACAAUAUGGUGUUAGCCAAUCAGAAUGCAAAAGUGACCGGCCCGGACCAGGGCUUCCUCGUGUCUCGCCUCGUCCUCACACUGAAGCCCUGGGAACGAGGUUGGGCUCACACUAUUCUAAAAUUUGGCCAUUGUCAUGUCGAUCUUGCGGUUCGUGUCCUUCCGACUUGACUCGAACACGCAAUCUUCUGCUUAAAAUAAUGUAAAGUGUACAGAUGCACCCACAAAAUCAAAAAAUGGAAUGUAUACAGCGAAUUUACCUUACCUUCGACGGGACUCGAAUACGCAAUCUUCGGUUUAAAAAGCCGACAUUCCCCUUAUCAGUUAGCCACGAAAUCUUGGGGAUUCUAUUAUGGCAAAAGUCCAAAACAUUAUACGAAUUUAUUAUUGGCGAACCUUUUCUCGUGUUACUUUAUAAAAUUAACCGCCUCGGUACCCAGGCGUUUAAAUAAUUAUAAUACUUGUAGUAUUUAGGCAGGCAGGCAACUUGCGAAGGAGAGCGCCUGACAGUGCUUGUAUACUGCCAUGUCAGUUCUUGCGUACUCCCAUGCACCUCCGACUGGACUCGAACCCGCAAUCUUCGGCUUAGGAGGCCGACGCCUUAUCCAUUAGGCCACGAAGGCUUACAUUGAUGGUUUAGGUAGAUUUUCUGAUUUACGAUGCGUUAUUGUAGGAAGCCCUCACCAGCAUGGUUCAGCAUGAGCUCCACCUUUGAAUUUACUAAAUGAGUAAAUUGUUAAACACGUCCGAUUUGAUCAUUAUGAUAAAUUCGCGGCACCCAACCCCUAACACUAACCGAAACCCCAACCCGAACCGUAACCGUAAUACUGGACUAUAGAAAGUUCUGCAAAAUUUCUAGAGGGGCUGAGAAUCGAACUUGUACCCUUCCCUGCUUUCUUUUUGUGGCUUUAGUUUUUUUUCUUCCUUUUUGGCGUCCUUUUUCGCGAAAAAAUGUUAUUAUAGUGAAUUUGUAUCCUUGACACCCAUUUCAAAAGGUUACGCCAUUGUUCAAUCUAUGUGCGCGUCAUUCAAAGAAAUAUUAGACCUACAAUGCGUGCUUGGUCACGUGACCGGUGUCAAAUUGAAAACAAAAAUGCCCUUAUAAAUCCGCCAUGUUGAAUUUGAGCAGGAGUGCAAACUACAAGGAUUAAAACAAAGCUAAAACUAAGUUUUCAUCGUCAAAAGUUUUGUCUUGCUAUCUAAUUUGUAGUUUGGGGAUCGAUUUUGAAAUAUUGAGUUAUUUAAUUUAAAGCUCAAAGCAAAUGUGCAGUUUCUGGCAAAAACGGUGAAAAUCGUGCAGCCUUGUAAAAACAAAGUAGUUUCGCGUAAAUAUAAUUUACUCAUAAAACAUUUGCUCUGAACGUAACUGUUUUGCUAAUAUCUUUUGAAUUUACGAAAUGAUAGUUUAUUCUGUGUUGGGUUUCGUUUUUCUUCAAGUCUAAACGAAGUGUUUUCAUGUUUUUCAAACAAAAAAUUUUAGUUUUCGAAAAACUGUAUUAAAUCGCCUAUAUAGUCGUCAAAAACUAUAUGGUUUUAAAAGCGUUCCCUCAAGCCCAAGCAACGUAGAAAAAUAUAAAAAGUAAUUGUGUAAGUUUAAAAAGAUUAUUGAACUCAAUUUAUAUUAUAAAACAGUUUUUUAGAAAUAUUUUUAGAACAUAGGCCCUACCUGUUGAGUUUGUCUUGAUUUUUAGUGUUAUGUUUUGGCUUGCACCACAACGUUGAAAACGUAUUUUUAAACGACGAUUUCUGUAUAUAUUCUGUUCAGAACUAUUGUUUUUCGUAAAAAAAACCACGGGAAUGUUUUUUUUUUCUUUACAUAACAUUUUUUUACACUUUAUGUCUCGAUAUAAUUGUUUUUGCAAAUUUGUUGAAAAAAACAAUUCGCGCUCCCUGCAACCGCGCGAAAUUCCUUGCCGCAGAAGUCUGGGACCAGCUAAAAUGCCCUUAUAAAUCCGCCAUUUUGUGGAGAUAAAAUUUUUACUGAGAAAAGAUAGGAGCACGCAUUCUAGGUCUAUUAUUUCCAUGGUGUGGAAAUGCAAUGGAAUUUACCUCCAACGGGAGGUAACCGCAAUCUUUGGCUUAGACUGCGUUCAGACUGGGUGCCCGUGAAUUGUUUCGGCGCCUAGUUUUUAACACAACGCUUCCAAAAGAAAUUGGGCACAGUACUCAACAACGGCACUGUGCUCGAAAUGUGCUGGCACAUGCACUCUUAGAAAGCCGACGCCUUAUCCUUUAGGCCACGAAAGCUUGCGUUGAAAUCCGUAAUUAUAAUUAUUCUGCCUUAUCAUCCCUAAUACUAGAAAAUAUUCUACUGAUUUACGAUGCAUUAUUUAAAGUCCACUCAAAACACUAUUUAAAAAGUUGCCUAUUAUCAAAUGCAUUUUCUCACGACACGAAUCUAACCCGCACUCUUCCAGGCUCUCUUUUUUUGCUUUAGUUCUUUUUCUUCUUUGGCGUUUAAAAGAUUAAAAGAUUUAUUUAAAGAAUUUAUCUCACGCUAUUAAAAGAUUUUGCCAUUGUCAAAUCUAUUCAUGUGUUGUUAUGUUACCUCCGACGGGACUCGAACCCGCAAUCUUCGGCUUAAGAGGCCGACGCCUUAUUCAUUAGGCCACGAAGGCUUACAAUGACGGCCCAGAUAGAUUCCCCGCCUUAGAAAAAGAAGAUGUUUAGCUAACAAAGCCGUUUAAGCCGGCGCCUUAUCGUGUAGCACAUGAAGCCUUUAGCCUAUACCUUGCGCUAAAACGUUGGAUAGUUGUGCUGCCUUGUAAUCCGUCUUUAUAAUCAUCCAAAAUGAUUGGCAAGGAUUCCAAAAUGUAAGCUUUCAAAAUAUAGGCAGUAUAUAGACCACUUUGGACAGCACAGCUGAUGUGGUUGACGUUAUGCACAUUUCCCUAAGCUUUCUUGGCCUCGUUCUUGUUCUUUAUAUUCUGUUUUCGUGUCCUUAUGCGGCGAAUUUACCUCCGACGGGACUCGAACCCGCAAUCUUCGGCUUAGAAAGCCGACGCCUUAUCUGUUAGGCUACGGAGGCUUACAUUGGAAGCAAGAAUAUUUCUACUACUUUAUAUUGCCUAAAAAUUGUCAUAUUCCAAUGAUAAACUUCCAAAACAUUCUACGAAUACUAUAUAGAGUCGUGUUACUAGGCCUAUAAUAAAUUUAUCUCCUCUAAAUCUAUCGUUUACGUUCGUAUCUAUCGAAUUUGUCUCCUUAUACCCUUGAUGGUUGGGCUGCACCAUUCAAAAAUUUGUCACUUCUAUUUUCGUUCCAUACCUUCGACGGGGACUCGAACCCGCAGUCUUCGGCUUCGAAAGACGACGCCAUAUCCGUUAGGCCACGAAGGCUUACAUUGGAAGUUACAAUAGUUCUACUUCCUUAUAUUUCCCAAUAAUUGCCAGGGAUUCUGCAAUGACGUAAGAAUGUUGUCGAGUUCAUGUUACUAUAUUAAAUUAAUUUAUCCGUGAGUCUAAGGGGAGAAUUCGCCUUGAGAAUGAGUUCAGAAGGCCAUCUUCGGCUUAAAAACCUGGCGCCUUAUCCUCUAGCGCACGAAACCUCUAGCGCACGAAACCUCUAGCUUAAGGCCUGAUUCCACGAGCGCUUUUUGUCAGCGAAAUGUGAAAUAUUUCGCCUGUUUCUUUUGAAUUGUGAGCAAUCAAGUAGAAAUAAUUUAUUCGAGUGGUCGCAAUUCAAAAGAAACAGGCGAAAUAUUUCGCAUUUCGCUGACAAAAAGCGCUCGUGGAUCAGGGCUUUACAAAGCCUUGCGCUAUGAAACGUAGAAUGGUUGUGCUUCCUUGUAAUCCAUAAAAUGUUGGGCUCAACUUCAUAAACUUCAAAAUAUUUUACGAAUUUAUUAUUGGCAAAGCAAUGUUCAUGUUACUAUAAUAAAUUUACAUCCUCAUUUUCAUUUUCAUCACAGUCGUUCACCUAGGCAUGAAUCAGCUUGCCUCCUUACCUCCGACGUUUUGUAACGCAGAAUAAUAGGGGCGGCCAUUUAAAGUGCCUAUAUCAUGGUUUUGGAGUUUGCAUAUCUAGAAAGUUUAGGGUAUUUUAAUUAAGACACUUUGCAAUAUAUUUUGUUGUUGAAAAAUUUCAUCUUGAUGGAUUUAUUAGCUCUUAAAGUUACCGGACAUAACGUCAAAAGGAGAAUUUUGUAGCAAUAAUACAAAGGAAAACUGAUUUGCAAUUCUCCUUUUGACGUCAUGUCAGGUAACUUUAAAAGCUAACAAAUCCAUCAAGAUGAAAUUUUGAAUAACAAAAUAAAUUGCAAAGUGUCUUAAAAUACCCUAAACUUUCGAGAUAUGCAAACUCCAAAACCAUGAUAUAGGCACUUUAAAGUUGUUUGGCUGCUAAUUAAAAAUUUAAAAGUAUAGCGAUUAUACAACGUUGGGCUCACACUAUUCUAAAAUUUGGCCAUUGUCAUGUCGAUCUUGAGCUUCGUGUCCUUCCGACUUGAUUCGAACAUGCAAUCUUCAGCUUAAAAAAAGUAAAGUGUGCAGUUGUGCCCACAAAAUCAAAAAAUGGAAUGUACAACGAAUUUACCUUACCUUCGGCGGGACUCGAAUACGCAAUCUUCGGUUUAGAAAACCGACAUCCCCCUUAUCAGUUAUAGCAACGAAAUUUGGGGAUUCUAUUUAGGAAAAAGUCCAAAACAUUAUACGAAUUUAUUAUUGGCGAGCCUUUUCUCGUGUUACUAUAGAAAAUUAACCGCCUCGGUACCCAGGCGCUUUAAAUAAUUAUAACACAUGCAUGAAGUAUUUAGGCAGGCAGGCAAUCGCGAAGAGGAGCGCCUGGCAGUGCUUGCAUACUGCCAUGCAUGGCAGUUCUUGUGUACUCUCAUGUACCUCCGACGGGACUCGAACCCGCAAUCUUCGGCUUAGGAGGCCGACACCUUAUCCAUUAGGCCACGAAGGCUUACAUUGAUGGUUCAGGUAGAUUUUCUGAUUUACGAUGCAUUAUAAUACGAAGCCUUCCGUAGAAUGGUUCAGCAUGAGCUCCACCUUUGAACUUACUAUAUGAGUAAGUUGUUAAUAAAUACGUCUGAAUUUAUCAGUAUUAUUAUUAUUAUUAUUAUUAUUAUUCAAUAUUAUUAUUAUUAUGAUAAAUUUGCGGCACCUAACCCCUAACACUAACCCUAACCCGAACCCGAAUCUCUAACCCCUAUAAACCCUAAUCUAACUUUCUAAAACUUUUUUGAAAAUCUAACUUUUUAAACAUUUUUUUUCUUUUUAAACUUUUUUUUUGCUUUUUUAACUUUUUAAAUUAAACUUUUUUUUAAGAAUCUUGAAAAGCUCCUGUUAUUGUCAUUUUCCACUUCAAUUGUAUCGUACCGAAACGUAGCGUAUUUCUUUGUUUCCUGACCCGUAGUGUGGAACUAAUGACUUCGACACAAAAGAAAAUGCCACGGUACGUUAUGAUACGGUUGAAGUGGAAAACAGGCUUUCGCCUCAGAGAGCACACUUCGCAACUUUCUUGGCUUCCUUUGUUUUGGGUUGAGUUAUCUUUCCUUCUCGGCAUUCUACUUCGGUUUAGAAACACGCAAUCUUCGGCUUAGAAAGCCGACGCCUUAUCCUUUAGGCUACGAAAACUUGCGUUGAAAUGCGUAAUAAUAGUUCUUCUGCCUCAUUAUCCCUAAUACUGGAAAAUAUUCUACUGAUUUACGAUGCAUUAAUUAGUAAAGCCCAUUCAAAAGACUAUUUAAAAAGUUGCCUAUUUUCAAAUGUAUUUUCCCACCAGACGAAUCGGACUCGCACUCUUCCAGGCUUUCUUUUUUGGCUUUGGUUUUUUUCUUCUUUGGCGUUUUUUCGGCUUUCUAGCUUAGAAAGGAAAUAUUAGUAUAAGGAAUCUCCAUCCUUGUCACCCAUUUCAAAAGGUUACGUUAUUGUCAAAUCUACAUAGCUGUCAUAAAACUUCAAUAAUUUACUUCAACGAAUUUACCUCCGACCGGACUCACGCUAUUAAAAUAUUUUGCCAUUGUCAAAUCUAUUUAUAUGUCGUUAUGUUACCUCCGACGGGACUCGAACCCGCAAUCGUCGGCUUAGGAGGCCGACGCCUUAUCCAUUAGGCCACGAAGGCUUACAUUGGUUGUCCAGAUAGAUUCCCCGCCUUAGAAAAAGACGAUGUUUGGCUAACAAAGCCGUUUAAGCCCGGCGCCUUAUCCUGUAGCACACAAAGCCUUUAGCCUAUAUCUUGCGCUAAAACGUUGGAUAGUUGUGCUGCCUUGUAAUCCGUCUUUAUAAUCCAAAAUAAUUGGCAAGGAUUCCAAAAUGUAAGGUUUCAUAAUAUUUUACUUGAAGCUUAUGAAACGAAAUUUCGUACCAUUUUUCCAUCAUUGCAUUCGGAAAACAAUCAAAUUGACCACACAACAUAUACUUUGCCGUCAAACUAUCUUAACUUGCGUCGUUCUUGAGAUAACAGUUUUUGAUAUCCAAAUGACUUCGCGAUGACGUCACAUUGCAUAAUGACUUUCUGAAAAAGCUUCAAGAACUUGAAAAAUAUAUUUCCGUGUCAUUGUCAUUACGUCGAAUUAGCCUCCGACAGGAAUCGAACUCGCAUUCCUCCCGCCUUUCUUCGGCUUUGGCUUUCUUUCCUUUUUUUUUUUUUUUUGCUUUCUGAUUUAGACAGAAAGGAAAUGUUAUUAUAGAGAAUUUGCAUCUUUGACACCCGCUUCAAAGCGUCAAGAUAUUGUGCUAUUGGAAUUUACCUCCUACGUGAUUCGAAAUUGCAAUCUUCGGCUUAGAAAGCCGACGCCUUGUCCGCGUUAGGCGACAAAGGCUUAUACAUUGCAUAGUCUUUCUGUCUUAUAAUCGCCAAUAACAGGUAAGGAUUUUAUAGUUAUAAAACUGAAAAACAUAUUCUACAACUUAAUUAUUUGAAGUGACUAUAUAUACACACAGCCGGCAGCCGCUCAUUUAAUAAACUGCCGGCUAUAUAGUAACUAUAGUUAAAGUUGAAUUUUUAUAAGAUAACCGAUCACCCUAAACCCUUCUCUAAAACUAACCCCUAACCUUUUGAGAAUUAGAAAAGGAGGGGGAAAUAUUGUAAAUUUUUUACACAACCCGACCCGGACUGCGUUUUACUUUCCGCACAUAGCGCCUUUACGGUAUACGCUAACGGCAAGCUCGGUAAAAGCUUGGCUGGCGAAAACAAAUUAAGUUCUUAUAUUUAUUCCUUAUUAAAAAAAAUGUAUUGUCGAAUCGAUUUUCCUGUCCUAACAAAACAUUUACUUCAACAAAUUUAACACCGACCCAUGCAGACUCACGCUAUUAAAAAUUUUAUAUUUAUGUUACCUCCGGCGGGAUUCGAACCCGCACUCUUCGGCUUAGAAAGCCGACGCCUUAUCCGUUAGGCCACGGAGGCUUAUACAUUGCAAACCGGCAUAGUCCUUCAGACUUAUAAUCCCCAAUAAUACAGUGAUAAAAUUCAAAAACAUUCUACGAAUUAUUUAUCCGAAGUGACUAUACAGCAGGCAGCCGCUUAUUUAUAGUGACUAUAGUUAAAGUUGAAUUUGUAUAAGAUAAACCGAUCACAACGCCAAACCCUUCCCUAACCCUAACCUUUUGAGAAUUAGAAAAGGCGGGGGAAGAAUUUUUUUUAAAUUAAGAAACAAAAUGCCAAGUCAGACAAAAUACAACCCGACGCGGUCUGCAUUUUACUUUCUGUACACAGCGCGUUUACGGUAUACGCUAACGGCAAGCUCGGCAAAAACUGGACUGGCGAAAACAAACUAAGUUUUUACAUUAAUUAAUUUUAUUCCUUAUUCAAAAAAAUUGUGUUGUAGAAUUUAUUUCCGUGUCCCAACGAAGCAUUUACUUCAAAAAAUUCACCUCAGACCACACUCACGCUAUCAAAACAUUUUGCCAUUGUCAAAUCUAUUUAUGUGGCGUUAUGUUACCUCCGACGGGACUCGAACCCGCAAUCUUCGGCUUAGGAGGCCGACGCCUUAUCCAUUAGGCCACGAAGGCUUACGGCAAUGGGGGUUCAGGUAGAUCUCCUUAUUUACGAUGCAUUAUUACCGGAAGCCAUACUAUGGGCUCACAAUAUUUAACUAAAAUGUUGCGCAUUCUCAAAUAUAUUCUCCUGUCAUUGUGUGUCAUCCGACAGGAAUCGAACUCACACUCUUCGCGGCUUUUUUUGCUUCCUUGUUUUGGCUUUUCGGCUUUCUUUUUCGGCUUAGCCGAAAGAAAGAAUCAUAAUAAUUUGCAUCCUUGCAGGCCACCAGUUCUUAUGCGUUUGGGUCAUUGUCAAAUCGAUAUGCCUAUCAUAAAACACACUGAAUUUACCUCCGACGGGACUCGAACCCCCAAUCUUCGGCUUAGAAAGCCGACGCCUUAUCCGUUAGGCCACGAAGGCUUGCGCUGAAAACUGCAAUUAAUUGUGGUUUUUCUGCCUUAUUACACCACCUUUUCGCCUUUCUUCGGCUAUAGCUUUCUUUCCUUCUUGGCGGGGGUGUUUUUUUUUUGCUUUCUGACUUGGAAAGGAAAUGUUAUUAUAGAGAAUUUGCGUCUUUGACACCCGCUUCAAAGCGUCAAGAUAUUGUGAAAUUUAGAUAACUGCCAAUUGGAAUUUACCUCCUGCGAAAUUCGAAAUUGCAAUCUUCGGCUUAGAAAGCCGAUGCCUUGUCAAAAUUCAAAAAAUAUUCUAGUGACUAUACAGCCGGAAGCCGCUUAUUUAUAGUGACUAUAGUUAAAGUUGAAUUUGUAUAAGAUAAACCGAUCACAACGCCAAACCCUUCCCUAACCCUAACCCUAACUUUUGAGAAUUAGAAAAGACGGGGGAAGAAUUUUUUUAAAAAAUUAAGAAACAAAAUGCCAAGUCAGACAAAAUACAACCCGACCCGGACUGCAUUUUACUUUCCGCACGCAGCGCCUUUACGGUAUACGCUAACUGCAAGCUCGGCAAAAACAGGGCUGGCGAAAACAAACUAAGUUUUUACAUUAAUUUUAUUCCUUAUUCAAAAAAAUUGUGUUGUCGAAUCUAUUUUCGUGUCCCAACGAAGCAUUUACUUCAACAAAUUUACCUCAGACCACACUCACGCUAUCAAAACAUUUUGCUAUUGUCAAAUCUAUUUAUGUGGCGGUAUGUUACCUUCGACGGGACUCGAACCCGCAAUCUUCGGCUUAGGAGGCCGACGCCUUAUCCAUUAGGCCACGAAGGCUUACGAUGAUGGUUCAGGUAGAUCUCCUUUUUUACGAUGCAUAAUUAUUACAGCAAGCCAUACUAUGGGCUCACACUAUUUAACUAAAAUGUUGCGCAUUUUCAAAUUGUCAUUGUGCGUCAUCGGACAGGAAUCGAACUCACACUCUUCGCGGCUUUUUUCGCUUCCUUGUUUUGGCUUUUCGGCUUUCUUUUUCGGCUUAGCCGAAAGAAAGUAUCAUAAUAAUUAGGAUCCUUGCGGCCUACCAGUUCUAAAGUUUGGGCCAUUGUCAAAUCGAUAUGCGUGCAUGUCAUUAAACACAUUUGAAUUUACCUCUGACGGGACUCGAACGCGCAAUCUUCGGCUUAGAAAGCCGACGCCUUAUCCGUUAGGCCACGAAGUGCAACAGUGGUUUUUCUUCCUUAUUACUCCUGAUAACUAUAGAAGGGAUUCUACUGAUUUUCGAUGCAUUAUUAAAAGGAACCAUUCAAAAGGUUAUGCUCACACUAUUUAAAAAGUUGUUCAUCGUCAAGUAUAUUUUCCUGUCAUUGUCAUUACGUCGUAUUAGCUUCCGACAGGAAUCGAACUCGCACUCUUACCGCCUCUCUUCGGCUUUCUUUUUUUUGGCUUUAGUUUUCUUUCCUUCUUGCAUGCAUGGCGUCUUUCGGCUUUUUGGCUUGGAAAGGAAAUGUUAUUAUAAUGGUUUAAAUCCUUGGCACCGGUUUCAAAAAGUACGUCAUUUCAAAGCUAAAUACGUGUGGUUAAGUACAAUUGAUUUUACCUCGAACGGGAUUCGAACCCGCAAUCUUCGGCUUACAAAAGCCAACGCCCUAUCGGUUAGGCCACGAAGCAACUGCAUACUGUAGUCUUUCUGCCUUAUAAUGCCCAAUAACCGACAAGGAAUUUACAGUGAUAAAACUAAAAAAACAGUUUACGAAUAUAUUAUUCGAUGUGACAAUACAGCCGGCAGCCGCUUAUUUAGUAAACUGCCGGUUAUAUAGUGACUAUAGUAAAAGUUGAAUUUUUAUAAAUAAACCGAUCACCCCAAACCCUUCUCCAACCCUAACUCCUAACCUUGACCCUAACCUGUUGAGAGUUAGAAAAGGAGGGGAGAAAUUAUUUUAAAAAAUUAAGAAAAAGAAUCCAAGUCAGACAAAACAAACCCCGACCCGGACUCCGUUUUACUUUCCACACACAGCGCCUUUACGGGCAAGCUGAGCAAACGUUUUUGUAUUUAUUCGCCGUUUAGAAAAUUUCAUUGUCGAAUCUAUUUUCGUAUCCUAACAAAUUUACCUCCGACGAGACUCAUGCUAUUAAAACAUUUUGCCAAUGCCAAAUUAAUCUGUUUAUGUGUCCAUUAUGCUACCUCUGACGGGACUCGAACCCGCAAUCUUCGGCUUAGGAGGCCGACGCCUUAUCCAUUAGGCCACGAAGGCGUAUUUUAAUGUUUCAGGUAGAUUUUCUGAUUUAUAUGGAGCAUUAUUAGAGAAAGCGAUCAACAAAAUGAUUAAGAUUACAUUAUUUAUUAACUAAAACGUUGCCUAUUGUCAAAUAUAUUUUCCAUGCAGCAUUGUCAUUACGUGGAAUUAGCGUCCGACAGAAAUCGAACUCGCACUCUUCGCGGCUUUUUUGUCUCCAAUAUUUUGGGUUGAGUUUUCUUUCCUUUUCGGCUUUCUUUUUCGGCUAGCUUAGAAAGAUAGUGUCAUUAUAAUUUGCAUCCUUGGCAUGAUUCCAGUUCAAAAGCAUUUGGGUCAUUGUCAAAUCUAUAUACCUGUUAUUACAUACAACAGAAUUUACCUCCGACGGGACUCGAACCCGCAAUCUUCGGCUUAGGAGGCCGACGCCUUAUCCAUUGGGCCACGAAGGCGUAUAUUAAUGGUUCAGCUAGAAUUUCUGAUUUAUAUGGAGCAUUAUUAGAGCUAGCUAGGAAGACAUCAGUAAAAUGGUUAAUUAAGCUUACACUAUUUAUUAAUUAAAACGUUGCGCAUUGUCAAAUAUAUUUUCUAUGCAGUACAUAGAUAUCUUAUAUACACUAGAUAGCGCAUCUUUUUUAGUAAAAUUGAAGCCAAGAAUAUUCCAGCGGUUACCCCCAUUUGAAUAGAUGGCGGCCAUGUUGGUCGUUGCGACUUAGUAAUAAAUGCUUAAAACCACAAUAACUUUCAUCAUGUAUUUGAUAUAAUGUAUUUGGAAUAGGGUUAACUUAAUGUUUUUAAAAGUUCCCUGAUUAAAAAAUAUAAAACAUACGAAUCUUCUCAUUUCAUGGGAACGACCUGAGGCUGCAAUCAUGGCUUCAAUUUUUGAAUUACAGAAUAAUUAGAUGCACUAUCUAUAGUGUAUAUAAGAAAUCUAUGAUGCAGUCAUUGUCAUUACGUGGAAUUAGCGUCCGACAGAAAUCGAACUCGCACUUUUCUCGGCUUUUUUGUCUCGAAUCAUGGAUUGAGUUUUCUUUCCUUUUCGGCUUUCUUUUUCGGCUAGCUUAGAUAGAUAGUGUCAUUAUAAAUUGCAUCCUUGGCACCCAGUUCAAAAGUUUGGGUCAUUGUCAAAUCCGUAUAUAUCUGUCAUUACAUACAACAGAAUUUACCUCCGACGGGAUUCGAACCCGCAAUCUUCGGCUUAGAAAGCCGACACCUUAUCCUUUAGGUCACGAAGGCUUGCGCUGCAAACAACGAUUAUAUAGGUUCUCUGCCUUAUUAUCCCUAAUAAUUGGAAACGUUCUACUGAUUUGCGAAGCAUUAUUUAAAGCAGCCAUUCAUAAAGGUUAUGCUGACAAAAUUUAAAAAAUUGCCUACUGUCAAAUAUAUUUUCCUGACAUUGAUUGUCAUUACAUGGCGUUCUUUUUCAGCUUUCUGGCUUGGAAAGGAAGUGCGAUUAUAAUGAAUUUGCAUUCUUGGUGCCCAUUUCAAAAGGUUACAUCAUUUACUCAUUGUCAAAUUUAAUUGGGUGUCGUAAUACCUGAUUGAAUUGAAUUUACCUCCGAUGUGAUUCGACUGAAGGCAAUCGUCUAGUUCUUCUACUAAAGCCCAGUUUACGUGAGACCGGAACGAAGUCAAACGGUACCAUUUCGUUUAGGUCACAGUAAUAGACAGAUUAGAUUGAGGACGUGGACGUCAAAGACGACGUGAAAAUGGCGUGUUGUACCCAUGUAUGGAUAUACCACGCCAUUUUGACGCCAUUUUCACGUCGUCUUUGACGUCCGCGUCCUCGAUCUAAAUCUGUCUAUUAUCCCCGAGCCGACGGCGCAAAGCGCCGUGCGAGGGUACUAAUUUACCCCGGCUAUUUACACCCGGGGAAACGAAAGCAUUAGCGAAUUCUAAAGUUCACCAAUGAUCGCGGGCGUGGCUCACUGUGCGUGGUCAUCCUCACGUGGUCAUCCUCACUGAUAUAAAAAAUAUGGCGGACUGUCAUGAAUAGCGAACACUGUGAUUGGUCCAAUUUAAAGUUUGCUGGCCUCAAACCAGCAUGAAUUCAAACAGGGAUGAAUGUAAGCACAAAUACAUUUCUGACAUUGGAAAAGCAAAUGCUAUCAAAAGCCAUCUAAAAAAGAAAAUUGCCUGGGCCGCCUGCAGGCAAGCGGAAUAAAUUGAAAAUUUUGUGAUUUUCGUACCGGUCUCAUAUAAAAAUGUAGACAAAUUUAAUUUCCUUUCCGGUUUGACUUCGUCCAGGUCUCAUGUCAAACGAGGCCUUAGAAAGACGACGCCUUUUCCGUUUGGCGACAAAGGAUUAUCGUUUGUAUUCUAAAAGCUCACAUCAUGCUCACACGCAACUAUCUGGACUUCUCUUGAGUGUCAGUGCUGUUUUUCAAUUUAUAGCUGGAGGGUGAGUAGUCACAUAUUAGGGUACAACACUAACCCUCCAGCUAUUUAAAAACAGCACUGACACUAAAGAUUGAACCUCCACUCUUUGAGUUUGAAUAAGGUUUUAGAAUACAGGCGUAUAAGUUGCAAACUGCACAGCCUUUCUGCCUUAUAAUCCCUAAUAACUGACAAAGGAUUUACAGUGAUAAAACAUUGCACAAAUUUGUUAUUGGCGAACAAAUGUUCGUGAUAUUAUAAUAAUGACCUCCUUGUACCCAUUCAAUUAAAUUAAUUUCUGUAUCUAUGAAAUUGUGUCUUCCUCCCUCCGACUAUUUUUAAUGCGUAAUAAUCGGUGGAAAUUUAAAAUUGUUGGGCUACGCUUUUCAAAAAAAUGUGUUGUUGAAUCCAUUUUCGUGUCAUAACUAAACAUUAACUUCAACGAAUUUACCUACUACGGGACACAAGCUGCUAACUUCGGCUUAAGAUCUAGAGGCCGACGCUUUAUCCAUUAGACCACGAAGGCUGACAUUUAUUGACGAGAAGAUCUCUUCAAUUAUGACGCAUAAUUAUAGGCAACCUUCUUAAUAAAUGGUUACUAUAGGCUCACAUUACUAAAAAUUUGCCCAUUGUCAAAUAUAUUUAUGCGUCUUUGUCAUUACGACGAACUACGCACUCACUCUUUGCUUAAAAUUGGGUUUUUUCUUGCGAUUCCACAGUUGCGUUGGAACGUCGCAGCAUUCCUGAACGUUUUGGCGCAGAAACAUGACACCAAAAACUGCCGAAAAACUCCGUAUCCAAAUUAGCUGAAUAUUCCCCCCCCCCCGCUUCCCAUCCCCCCAUAAAAAAUAUAAUACCAGGUCAGCUGCCAUUGGUACUUUUAAAUGGAAUGAUCCAUAACCUUUUUCUAUCAUAUCCAUAUUUCUAGAUCUCCAACUAUGGCAGGUGGUUUAUUUGCAAUGUCUAAACGUUUCUUUUAUGAAUUGGGUUCUUAUGAUACCAAUAUGUCAUAUUGGGGAGGUGAAAACUUGGAACUAUCUUUCAGGGUAGGGAAUUUAUAUAAUCUGGUCAUUAUUGUCAGCGGUUUUAAAUUCGUGCACCUUAAAAUGGGAGGAAAAUAGAGAUUUUCAUUUUAUCAAUAUGACCCUGGAAAAUUCAAUUUUCAACAAUGUGAACAUUUUGUUCAAAAUUGCAAACCACUAGAAUAUAAUAUACUGUAUUAUUCAGUCUUAGGAAUUAGUGAUUGAAUCUAGGAUUCAAUCAUUCAACUUAGGACUCACUAAUUCAAUCUUCAGGUUCAAUGAUUUAAUCUUCAGAAUCAAUAUCCUACACUUGAUGUGUAAUUAUUCAUGUUAGGAGUCAUUGAAUCAAUCUUAGGAAUCAAUGAUUGAAUCUCACAAAUCAAUGACCAAUUUUGCAAUUCCAUAAUUCAAUCUUAGCUGUCAAUAAUUCAAUCUUAGGAUUUAAUUAUUCAACUUAGAAUUCAAUCAUUCCUCAUCCUGUAGGAUGAAGUAAUUCAAAUCAAUUCAACGAUUUUCUCUAUGAAAUAAAUGUUUAAUAUGGUAGGAUUCAGGAUCCAGUUUUAGAACUUAAUAUAUAAGUCAAUCAGAAAAGCCGAUAGUACCAACAGAGGAUUUAAUGAUUUAGUGAUCCAAUACCCGAUUUCCAACACAUAAAAUUCAAGAAUCUCUAAAUCCUGUUCGUUUACAUUGCAGAUAUGGAUGUGUGGUGGCACGAUAGAAAUUUUAACCUGUUCAAAAGUCGGUCAUGUAUUUCGUGAUACUAUGCCAUACAUGACAGGGAGGGGCACGGCCGAGAAAAACAUCAAGCGUCUAGUUGAAGUUUGGUUAGAUGAUUAUAAAUCAUUCGUAUAUUCAAUGAAGUCUCAAUCUUUCCUUUCUCUGGACGCUGGUGAUGUAGUAGAGAGACAGGAACUAAGAAAGAGGUUACAAUGCAAUAGUUUCUCAUGGUAUCUCCAGAAUGUCAUUCCGGAAUUACGCAUUCCAGAUCCAAAUCCGUUGGGAAGAGGAGAGGUUUGA
Messenger RNA from Paramuricea clavata, 16038 nucleotides. NCBI's taxonomy places the organism in Eukaryota, Metazoa, Cnidaria, Anthozoa, Malacalcyonacea, Plexauridae. The record is from the annotation of a GenBank genome assembly.